GGGAACAGGGCUGACGCGCACCGCGCCACAGAGAGCUUUGGCUAUUGAUAAGCCUGUGACGAAGGAGCGGACAGCAAACUCCCAUUGUAUGCUACCACACUUGUGCUGCACUUAGAGGCGCACCGUGCGUUAUAAGGAGAGAAUAACCUCAUGUAAUGCUACAACGCGUGGAAAAGGAACAUAACAAGGGAUUUUAAUCAACUUGAAAAGUGUUGAUGUCUCGAGGGAUAACCUAGCAUUAGCCUAUACUAAUGUGUAAAUAACAUUUGACUGAUCUAGUCUAUAAUAUUGUUUGGAAGCUUUGUUUUAUGUAUGCAAGUCAUUGAAAUUGGUCAGAAGAUGUUUUCCUCAUUACAUUGAUUAUUUUUUUUGAUAAUGUAAGAGGUUUAUUUUAAAGCCAUAACAUUUGAUGUUUUAAUUUCACACUAGGACUUUUACUGACUCGAAUUGUGUGAUACCAAACUAUCUGAGACUAUCAUCCGAUCGCAGGAGAUUGUGUUUGGAACACACCACAAAAAAGUUCAUUGGAGAUUUAACACAUCAAUUCAAGAUGGACCAAAUCAUCUUUAAAAAAGUCGCCUUACUCCCCUAGUCCCCUGACAGUGGAAUUUCGAGCUCGGUGGACGUUCUAAGUGGGACGCGUAUAAUUGAGUAGGCAACAAUUGCUAAUUGACUGGAUAUACUUUGCUGAGACAAGCGUGGGCGUCCGUCUGCUCGCAACGCCAGGAGUUCCAAUUCCACAGAGCGAGCCGCUGUCCCUGCGCUUAGUGCUGAGGGAGAGACUCGUGUUGUUUCCAUAAAUGCUUGGUCUAUCGCGGAGAAUCCAGCCUGGGCAGCAAGAUGAGCUCGUGGGUUUGGGUUCAGCUGCUCGCGUUGUUUGCGACAUGUCUGCGGUCGGGCAGCGCAGAGGGGGAUCCUCUCCCUCCAAGUUUGGUGGAGCUGGUUAGGAGCAACCCUAUCUCUUCCAUAGAGGACCUGCAGCUGCUGCUGCUCAGUGACUCCGUAGAUGAGGAUAUUUCAGAAGAUUUUUUGCCCAGUGGACAACACUCCAACAACACUAGCAACCGACUACCAAGGAGUCUGGACGCCCAGCCAGCUCAGCAGGCGCUAUGUAAGGUGAGGACAGAGGUGAUGGAGGUGACCCGUGCCAUGUUGGACCGCAGCAACGCCAACUUCAUGUUGUGGCCUCCCUGUGUAGAGGUACAGCGAUGCUCUGGCUGCUGCAACACCAAGAGCCUGCAGUGUGUCCCCGUGCUGACGCACACCAGGCACCUACAGGUGAUGAAGAUCCAGUACGUGGAGAAGCGUCCCAACUACUCCAAGGCCGUCGUCUCGGUCCACGACCAUGUGGAGUGUCGCUGCCAGCCUGCCCCUCGCCCCCCGGCCGUCCCCAAGAAGAAAUCCACGCCCCGCAGACAGCAGAAAGACAACAAAGGAGAGGGGCAUCCAGCCAAGGCCAGAUCCAAGGAGGAGCUGCACCGCAGAGAUGAGCUGAAGCACAACCAGAGGAUCCAGCUGGAAGACCUGCUGGACCAGCACUGGAACCCCAAGGACACCUCCUCAGACGCAGGGGCGGGGAAAGGGGGCUAUGGGCUAGACCAUGACAAGAUGGAUCCUCAGUGGGUACUUAACGCCACCAGCCAGCUGGGAGCUAAGGAGUGGACCGAACGUCGACAUCACGAUGACAUGGAGGAGGGGAACGACAGUAGUAGUGUCAACGGCACUACAACCGCAAUGGACAUCGACAUGGUACAACUUGACCACGAGAAGAGAGACGGGGUCGAGACACGAGGAGACACACUAUUUAACAUUACUGAGGGUAAUGUCAGUAGGGGAGAUAGGCAGCAGGGAAGUCUGAGUCUCAGUGAGGAGGGAGACCAGGAGACACAUAGACAACCCACAGAAACACAGAGUCCCUCGCUACGCACCAACACAUCAAAGCAACAGCGACAUGGGACCAACUCCUCCUCAGAAGAAACCAAAAGCAGAGAGAGAGCCAAUCAAAGAAUGGAACAGCGAUUCUAUCCUACGGAGGAAACCAAUCAGAGGCCCGAGAGCAGAUUCCCUCCCCUUGAGGAAGCCGAUCAAAGACGUAAAGACAAUGAGACCCCCGAUUCAGAGAGGAGGCUCCAGCACGCUCUCCAACUGGAACAGGAGAAGCUGGAGGAGGAGAGGAAGGAGCUGUUGUUACUCCACAGGAGACUGGACGAUGAGAAGGUGAGACUGCACCUGAGACGGGAGCAACAGAAACAACAGCAAGAAGAAGAGGAGCAGAAGUACCCUCGGCCUAAUCAUAAACAUCAUCAAACUCAAUCCGCCACACAAAGAACAGACACAGUGUCGACCACUUCAACGCGAGCGCCCUCAGACCUGGCUGGUCCCCGGCCACCUGCUCGGCCUGGCCCACCUAGGAAGAGAAUGAGGAAGAACAACCGCAAGCGCAUCAGCAAGGCUGCAAUGAGAGCAAUGCUAAUGUAGAACCUACAAUCUCUCUGCAGGGAGUGAGGCGCUCGGUCUUUGUUCUGGACAAUCCAGGUGGCGACAUCGAGCAGUUAAUUCAUUUCUUCUGAGUUUAUAUUCAUGUGUCAGUAACCUGCCCAUCCUGUGACCGUGAGGUAUUCCCUAAUAGUACUAAUGAUUGUCUAGUGAACCCAAAACAACCCUUGGACAGAAAGAAAUAUGGGACAAGAAGAAUGGGAUGUAAAUACAUACAAGGCUGAGGUGAUCCAUCAACAUUUGUCUGAUCCGUCAAAAUAUGAUCUCCUUUUUAACAACAAGAUGUUCCCCCAGUCGGAUCAAUAACAGUGGAACGUUGGAACAGAACAUUCAAACAACAUUAGGACUUUGGGAGAUAUCAUUGGAACACUGGAACGUUCACAAGGAUGUCGGACUGUUGCUGGACAGUGCUAUUGGACCUCCCUCAUGACUUUUCAAUGACGGCGUAGUAAAACCACUCUGGUCCGUAGAGAUCAAGUCGGUUAAAAACUCUUUGUAUGCUCUUCCGAGACAUGGUUCAUUAUAACUCCCAAGAAGAUCACGCUUGUCAACGAGAGGAGAGAGAGCUUUUUUUUUUAAAUGUCCGUCCAAAUCUCCCAUUUUUCUAUGAGCAGGAGAUGCUGAAAAUACGUGUUUUUGUUUGAAAAUAUAUUUCAAAAGUACAUAUUUCAAAAAUGUUGCUCACUGGGUUCCGACAUGGAAGAAUACAUUUUCUUUUUCCGACUAGAAAGGAUACACUGGUAGAGAACCAGGAAAAUACCAUGGCGGGCAGAUAUUACAGGGACAAUGGGAAAGAAAUGAUGACAUUUAUAUGAGCUAGGACUGUUGGAAUGACUGGUCAUCUUGACUGAUGCGAGCAGUAUCCCUACAUUGUACUUACACCACUCUAUAUUUGCCAUUCACACACUAAGGGAGGGCCAUAGAACUACACAGCAAAGAUAUUACAUGUCUCAUCUCGUCAAUGUCGAAUCUCGUUUUCUAUAAAGAUAUUUAAUUGUAUUUAAUUUGAUCUGAAACACUGGAACUCCAUCAACAAUUAAUGCACAGGUUUGCAUUCUCAUGUUCAGCUGGGGCUUCCGCACUUCUUUCGGAGUGUGGUUAAAGACGCAAGGUGCUAUUACAGGGGUUGCAUUACACCUUUAUGUCCGCCUUUAACAUGAUUUAUUCCUUAUAUCACAUAGGUCUCCUGUGUUCAUUAUCAAUAGGAUUACUACAUAUGAAGCAUUUUGGGGGUUGAAUAUUGACCCCUCUUCCGGUCUCAAUAUAAUUUGAGCUGUCAGCCUUUGUGCACACAGGCCAUAGUCUAGAUUCAAUUAGAUCAAGCAUUAUCUGACGAUAGCAGACAGCCGCAUAGCGGAUGUUUUGGCGGUUUUAGAGGAGGAUUUGAGCCGUCAAAUUGGCUCAAAGUCAGAAAAUAAAGUGUAGUCUAUAUAGAAAUAAUUACACUCAAAUUAAAAACAAAUUAAACAUUAGGAUUUCUAUCAUCCUAAUCAAGGUGUAGAUUACAACUCAGUGUUCCAACUUGUAAACAAGGAUGCAAAGCAUUUCUGUUAAUGAGACUUUAGGUAUAAUGCCGGGAGCCACGUACGGAUUUGACAGCCCUAAAUCGCCAAAACAACCGGCUAAAGCGAACAUGGAUCUGAUUGAAUUGAGCCCAAUGUAACUACAAUGAAAAGCUUUGAAAAGGGAAAAGGUGUUGUCUGUUGCCUGUCAUUCACUGUCUGUAUGAUAGACAAGUUAUGGUAAUGACUUUGUGUCGUUGUUUUACUUUGUGUGUCAAUGUUGGUGUGCAUGUGCAUGUGUAUGUGCAUGUCUGUGCUCAAGCGUGUGUAUGCCCGUUUGAGUGUUAGAGUAAUUGUAAGUAUGUGAACAGAAUCAUAUUUAUGUGUUUGAUCACAAACACUCAUGAAUCCAUAAGGCAGGUAGUCCCUUAUUCACAAUGCUCAUUGCUAACCAGUCCUUGUCUGCAUAGGGAACAGUAGAGAAUCAGACCUUGUGUAUCCUGAGUCUGUGUUACUUUAUUUAAUAAAGGCAGACAGACACAGCAAGGGUACUGAAAUAGGCGCCAUUUUCAUUUUUAACACAGAGAAUUAUGCACUAUGCACUCUCUCUGUCAGUUUGUGACAGCACACACAAACACGCCCAAGACAGAGACCGCAGUAUCGUGACCCAGAUAAAGCAGGGAUUGUGGAGAAAUCAUACAGUGUGACAGUAAUCCUAGUUUUAACACCCCUUUGCUACAAAAUGUUGACAUUUAAUAUUGAUUAACAGUAAGUUGUCCUAAAAAAAGGGUUCAAGCUUUGUUUUUUUAGUAUCCUAUGGAUUUUACAGGGAAGUUUAGUAAAACUAUUUGGUGAACAAUCUAACACUACAAUUUGAGGAGAAGAAGUGUCCUGAUAACAGUUUCAGAUAAUAAAAUCUUCAUGGGUUAGAUGUGUCAAGCAAAGAAGCUCAGUGCUUGUGUGUGGGCCACUGCAGGUCACCUUGGUAUAGUUUGCUCACUUCAAAUAACCAAACUACCAGCCAAAUACAAAAAAUGUGGCAUAUUCCAUAAUGCCUUCUUUCAACUGUAAUUAGUUAUUGUCUGUUUUGUUUUGAGUUAUCAAAAAAUGAAUGUUGUGAUAAUUGCCACUUAAUUCUAUUUUGAUAUGAUUAUAAAAAAACAUAUGUGAGAAAGUGUACUUGGCUGUGAGCUUAUAUCCUGCUUUUUGUGUUGUGAAGUAAGAGAAGCUACCCACUGGGCACAGACGUCAGUUCAACGUCUAGUUUUGAUUUACAUUUUGGUUGAGUUGUCCACUAAGGUGAAUUCAAGUUAGAAUGUUUAAAUGUCACGUGCACAAGUACAGUGAAAUGCAUAUCUUACAAGCUCCAAGCCCAACAAUGCAGUAAUCAAUAUCCAUAGUUGUCACGUGUGCUCCCUCUCCGGCCUCUAGGUCACCAGGCUGCUCGUUAUGGCGCACACCUGUCAUCAUCGUUACGUGCAUUAUGACACUCACCUGGACUCUAUCACGUCCUUGAUAACCUGCCCUAUAUACAGUUGAAGUCAGAGGUUUACAUACACCUUAGCCAAAUACAUUUAAACUCAGUUUCAAAAUGUCUGACAUUUAAUCCUAGUAAAUAUUCCCUGUUUUAGGUCAGUUAGGGUCACCACUUUAUUUUAAGAAUGUGAAAUGUCAGAACAAUAGUAGAGAGAAUGAUUUAUUUAAUCUUUUAUUUCUUUCAUCACAUUCCCAGUGGGUCAGAAGUUUACAUACACUCAAUUAGUAUUUGGUAGCAUUGUUUUUAAAUGGUUUAACUUGGGUCAAACCUUUUGGGUAGCAUUCCACAAGCUUCCCACAAUAAGUUGGGUGAAUUUUAGCCCAUUCCUCCUGACAGAGCGGGUGUAACUGAGUCAGGUUUGUAGGCCUCCUUGCUUGCAAACGCUUUUUCAAUUCUACCCACACAUUUUCUAUCGGGUUGAGGUCAGGGCUUUGUGAUGGCCAUUCCAAUACCUUGACUUUGUUAUCCUUAAGCCAUUUUGCAACAACUUUGGAAGUAUGCUUGGGGUCAUUGUCCAUUUGGAAGAUCCAUUUGCGACCAAGCUUUAACUUCCUGAUUGAUGUCUUGAGAUGUUGUUUCAAUAUAUCCACAUCAUUUUCCUGCCUCAUGAUGCCAUCUAUUUUGUACAGUGCACCAGUCCCUCCUGCAGCAAAGCACCCCCACAACAUGAUGCUGCCACCUCCGUGCUUCACGGUUGGGAUGUUGUUCUUCGGCUUGCAAGCCUCCUCCUUUGUCCUCCAAACAUGAUGGUCAUUACAGUUCAAACAGUUCUAUUUUUGUUUCAUCAGACCAGAGGACAUUUCUCCAAAAGGAUAUGGCGGUUUUGGAGCAGUGGCUUCUUCCUUGCUGAGUGGCCUUUCAGGUUAUGUCGAUAUAACACUCAUUUUACUGUGGAUAUAGACACUUUUGUACCUGUUUCCUCCAGCAUUUUCACAAGAUCCGUUGUUCUUUUUCUGGGACUGAUUUGCACUUUUCACAUCAAAGUAUGUUAAUCUCUAGGAGACAGAACACAUCUCCUUCCUGAGAGGUAUGACGGCUGUGUGGUCCCAUGGUGUUUAUACUUGCGUAGUAUUGUUUGUACAGAUGAACGUGGUACUUUCAGGUAUUUGGAAAUUGCUCCCAAGGAUGAAUCAGACUUGUGGAGUUCUACAAAAAGAAUCGCAGGUCUUGGCUGAUUUCUUUUGAUUUUCUCAUGAUGUCAAGCAAAGAGGCACUGUGUUUGAAGGUAGGCCUUGAAAUACAUCCAUAGGUACACCUCCAAGUGACUCAAAUGAUGUCAAUUAGCCAAUCAAAAGCUUCUAAAGCUUUUCCAAGCUGUUUAAAGCUGUUUAAAGGCACAGUCAACUAAAUGUAUAUAAACUUCUGAACCACUGGAAUUGUGAUACAGUGAUACAAUUGUGAUAAAGAAAUACAAUAAGUGAAAUAAUCUGUCUGUAAACAAUUGUUGGAAAAUGUCAGGCACAAAGUUGAUGUUUGUUAACAAGACAUUUGUGGAGUGAUUGAAUAACACGUUUUUUUUUAAUA
Messenger RNA from Oncorhynchus masou masou (cherry salmon), 7059 nucleotides. RefSeq names its product trichohyalin-like. Lineage: Eukaryota; Metazoa; Chordata; Actinopteri; Salmoniformes; Salmonidae. The coding region runs from base 841 to 2478 and encodes 545 amino acids. Gene Ontology annotation, cellular component: membrane. The transcript has 7 exons. Gene Ontology annotation, molecular function: platelet-derived growth factor receptor binding; growth factor activity. Gene Ontology annotation, biological process: positive regulation of phosphatidylinositol 3-kinase/protein kinase B signal transduction; positive regulation of cell migration; positive regulation of protein autophosphorylation. The record is from RefSeq and is a predicted model, not a curated record.